AUGUCUUGUCUUUGCGGUACACCAAAUCCCGGAAAAACACUUCCUUACACAAAUCUAUUCAUAUUACCUAGUUUCUCCAAAACAGCAAAACCAUCAACAUGAUUAUCCCCAAAGUGUUGUUCUAUCUAACAAUUUUCGCCGUUUUGUGCGCCUUUUCCAAAGAUGUUGAUUGUUCGCCAGCCUAUCCCAUCCGAAGCGACUCAAUCGAGACAAAAUGGCCGGAAAACAAAAACGCUGAAGAAAAAGAACCCGGAUGGAUGCGAAGACAACUGAUACGAUUCGGGGAAGUCGCCAGCCGAGUCGGCAACUCAAUGGGGGCCCACGCCACUAAAAUAAGCUCAGCUAUCGACAAAGUUUGCGAGAUUGUUAAGACAGUUAUUCCGCUCUUAACAGCAGUGUGCCACGUGGGGCAGUUUAAAUUUUGCGCCGCCACAACCCAGGCUCCGGAUCAGCUUACAGAGGCUUUGAAUCCUGCGAGUUUAAACCUGGAUGAGCCCGACAGAAAAUAAAAAUAAAAUGUAUGAAAAACAACUACAUACAAAUAUUUCGAAAUAAAAUAUAUCUUUAUUUUA
Molecule: messenger RNA, 572 nt
Organism: Zophobas morio
Lineage: Eukaryota; Metazoa; Arthropoda; Insecta; Coleoptera; Tenebrionidae
Exons: 2
Coding region: 99-509 (136 amino acids)
Source: RefSeq, a predicted model, not a curated record